This is a messenger RNA of Myzus persicae (green peach aphid), 1340 nucleotides long. Its product is annotated as lachesin-like. Bases 234 to 1154 code for a protein of 306 amino acids. Gene Ontology annotation, cellular component: neuron projection membrane. NCBI's taxonomy places the organism in Eukaryota, Metazoa, Arthropoda, Insecta, Hemiptera, Aphididae. Gene Ontology annotation, biological process: synapse organization. The transcript is spliced from 7 exons. The record is from RefSeq and is a predicted model, not a curated record.
UUGUGUGGAAGAAGUAACAAUACCGAUGCGACUGCCAAAUGGCCCAGUUGCUUCCAUGUGGUUUUGACUUUACGAUGUACUGUCGAGCGCGCGUUCACGAUUUUUGAAUUCAAUGUGUGAUGCUUAGACCAAUGUCCGGAAAAUAUUAUUCGUUCGAAUCGAAGUGAUUAGUGCGGCAUAGUUGUAUUGUGAUUUGUAAUUAUUCGAUUUAAAACGAAAAUGAACGUUAAAAGAUGAAGUUGUUAAUGUUGAUUUUGUUCAUCGCUCAAACUGUAUACCAAAUCAGAGUUGCAGGUAGUGUAAUAAAAAAAAAAGUCGAUGAACAAUUGAAAACGUAUUUUGAAAAUGCGCCGCAAAAUGUGUUCGCGUCCUCAGGCCAAAACGUCUUAUUGCCGUGCCGGGUGAGGCAUUUAAACGAUAAAGUGGUUUUGUCAUGGAUUAGAAUGCGUGACUUACAUAUACUUACUUCUGGACCACAUUUGUUUACUAAUGAUGGUCGGUUUGGGAUUCAACAUCCUCUGAGAGAUUCGGCUAUUUGGAAUUUGCAGAUCAAAGAUGUAUCUCCUAAAGACAUGGGUUCUUAUGAAUGCCAAGUAAACACUGAGCCAAAAAUUAAGUUCUUGGUGAAUCUCACUGUUUUUGAGUCUGACGUGAUGAUCGGUGAUAUGGGAGAAGCCAGUUUUAACGACGGCGAACAACAGUCAGAUACUGUCGACCAGCAACAGAAGACCUCCAAUUACGAGCCUCUGGAGAGGCGAAUGACGCCAGGUGGAUCGAUAACGUUUACCUGUAGGAUCGGUCUCAUCGACCAGGGCCGGCAGAGCAUUCUAUGGUAUCACGACGACAAGCUCAUUUCAAUAUUGGACCGUAGAGGCAGUUUGAGUGUGGAGACGGACAGAUCAUCGAAUUUUUUUGCCAGUCGACUAACACUUGCUAGUGUUACUAGAUCUGACUCUGGAAAGUAUACUUGCAAGUCUGGCAAUACGAAUUCUACUACAUUUACACUACAUGUUAUAUCACCAGCGAACGGAUUAGCUUUGCAAGAUGGUUUGACAUCAAAAUGUUCACGUAAUUACCAACACAAUUAUGUUAUGUCAAUGAUCAUAUUUAAUUUCAUUGCAUGCUCAAUAUUUGUAUUCAAAUUGCCUCAAUGAUUAACAUAAUAUUUGUAUUAUACAUUUUACACGUUUUUGUAAUUAUUUUUACAUUAGUUUUCAAUAAGUACCAUUAUUUUAAUACGAUUUUUAUUUUAUAUUUUUUGGCAUUAUACGCAAAGAAAUAACAAUAUCAAGAAAUAAUGUACAUGUGUACCUAUCAAAUAAAUGUACGUUGUGUAAUAA